Messenger RNA from Rhopalosiphum padi (bird cherry-oat aphid), 315 nucleotides. RefSeq lists its product as uncharacterized. The transcript has 2 exons. The record is from RefSeq and is a predicted model, not a curated record. NCBI's taxonomy places the organism in Eukaryota, Metazoa, Arthropoda, Insecta, Hemiptera, Aphididae. The coding region runs from base 1 to 315 and encodes 104 amino acids.
AUGGAAACAAACAAACUUAAAAAUAGCGUUUAUAAAUACUGCUUUGUUCCACUUUGUAAAAACACAAGUGUAAGUACACCAGAUAAAAUAUUCUUAAAUGUGCCCGAAUCCAAAAAAUUGAGAAGAAACUGGUUGAAAGCUGCAAGACGUGACAAGAAGGAUGUUUCUGAUAAAUCACACUUAUCUUGCUGCGAAGAUCAUUUUGAUAUUGAAAAUGAUCUUGAAAAUUAUGUUCAAUUUAAGUUAAUGGGACUAAAAAGACUUAUAUUGAAAAAAGAUGUUAUUCCACAUAAAUUUGAAUGUCAGUUGAAUUGA